AAGAAUCAGGGUAAUUAACAACUUCUGCUCGGUAAUAAACCGGAGACAUAACAGUAUACCUCUGCCUCCAACACACAUUCCUACUUCCAAGUCCUCCGCUCUAUUUCUCUCAUCCUAAUCGUUCACUUUAAUUAGGAUUUGGACUAUUUACUUAAAUGCUGUUAGAGUUACAUUACACAUAUUUACAAAGGAGAUUUGUAUGAUGCAAAAAUAAUGCAUUUUAUUUGUUUCAACGUAUUUUCACUGCAGUAUGUUCAACCUUUUGGGAAUUAUUUUUGCUACAUUUGUCUAUCAAACCGCAUUAGGCAACAUUUGGGAAAGUAUAACGUAUCCAUUUUUUGCUUUUGCUUAAUCAAACAGUUUGAUAUCCUACCAUUAUCUUUAUGGACGAAUAUUAUUUGCAUGUUUAAUUCCAGCACAUUUGCUCUGUUUUUGCCUCACCUAAAUGAAACACAAUCUAUGUAAUCUAUUAGCACACUGCAGCUAAACUCUGCACGUCAUUGUGAGUCUGGAGAGAUCUUUUGUUUCAUGCUGAGGUGUCUCUGUCUCUGACGCGAUGAAAGUUGCACUCCGUUUCAGAAAGGUCUAAACCAAAUGAUACAGUGCUGUAGUUAUUUUUACUGCCAUGUGUAUUAUUGUUUAUACUUAUGCCUCUUUUUACAUUUUAAAGUCUAACAAUCACAACCAAGUGGAAUACAAGAACCGUUACAUUUGUGUUUUAAAUGAAAGUAUUUCCACGUUAAUCUAUUUCCAAUUUCAGCCGGCUCCUGCUUGAGGUGUUUAUUUAGGGAUCACAGAGGGAUCCACAAAGUGGGAGCAGUAGAUAAGUGAGGAACUAGGAAUUUACAUGAGAAACAGGUUCCCAGCCUGGAUUUAAACUCUUAACAUUGUAAUGGAGAACAGACUUACAGAAUGAGAUUAAGCCUCAAUCUGCAUUUAAUGGAGCACAUCUGAAGCGGCCUCUACUUGAACUCUUGCAAUGUGAGAACGUCCCACAGGGCGGCCUAUUUGACAUGUCACCCACUGGUGAGAACUCUGAGGCUUUGAUUGACUUUUAUCAAUUAGCUUUGUGAGGGAAAGCACUGGUACUGUCUUCACAGCGUGAGUGAGGCUCACGCCUGCCGGGACGGGGAGCUGCCUGCCGCCGGAUUAGCAAACAAAAAGUUUGUGUCAUCUGGAGAAAACUGCAAGUCAAACAAUGAGCUGAAUGGCCUCCAAACUGCGUGUUCAAACCGCGGUACGAAAAAUAAAAAUGUAUCAUUUUAUGAGCACCUUAAUCACAUCACUACAGAAGAAUUAUACACAUUGUCUCCAGAUGGAAAUUGUAGAACAUCAAAUUUCACUUUAUCAAAAGUGUAUGUGCGGUGGAUGAUUAGCAGAUAGAAAUUGAUAGAAUUGAUAGAAAAAUAACAGCAAUUUCUCCAAUGCAUUAAGUCAUUCAAGUUGUGUAAUGACAACAAAGACAUCUGCUUCCCUGUAGGUAUUAAUUCAUUAUUUUAUAACUUGCCUCUUGUUUGACUUGAGAUCACAUAGUUUGGCCACAUUUCGGAAGACAAAACCGCAUCACUGAUUUGCCAAGAAUAAAAAAUAAACAUAUGUAUUUACAAUCUUCACUUGAAUUCCCACAGUUGAAGCAGUAUGCAAAUACUCCCCAAGUGAAAUGUAUUCUGACUAAGCCGGCUAUAUUCAUCUCACAUCUUUCAACAGACUAAGCAUUUUGCUCUUGUUCGAAAUGUGCUCCUAAAAUAAGAAGUUGAAAUUUGCUGAGACACUAAUUGUAAACACUUUGGGGGUUUAUUUGAAACUUAAAGAAAGGAAAUGACACGAGACGUCCAAAGAUCCAAUUAAAACCUCUCAGAUGCAGAUAGUACAGGAAACAUUUUAUUUCAGAACAAUCGGGGGAGGAGCCGGUUCCUGGGGUCAGCAUUUGGUUGAAAUUGAGCGAAAUUACGAGUAGCCCACCCCUUCACCUAACAACACCCACCUCCUCCUCCCCCCCCUCCUCCACCUCCCCCCGUACACCUCCUCUCUAUUGACUCUCCUGCAUCAUAUUGGAGACCCCGUUGAGAGGAUCUUUUCUCUCUAUAAAGAGAAGAUGCAGCUCAGGCGCCUUUGAGAUGAUCACACGGACUUACUGCGCGUCACUCCGCAUCCAACUUUAGACCCGGCAACGUGCGCCGCUCCAACGACCACCGGCACAGUUUACCUAGUGGGACUGAGGGACAACUUGAAUGAACGCGGGAUAUCCCAGCGUGUCAAAGUGUCCCAGUCAUCUGAGAACCGAAUGUGAGCAUCUUCUUUUUUUGUUUGGUUUCUGCGCUGCGAGCGGCAGUUGAGACUCGCGCGCGUCGUCGCCUCUCGGCGCAGUUGGUGUUGCAGGUGCGCGGAGGAGGAAGCCCGAGGACAGAUGGCUGCGCUGGCGAUACAAAGGACUGACAACUUUUUGCACACCUUUUUACAGGACCGGACGCCCAGCUCGUCUCCAGAGGGAGCCCCCAACGCCCUCUCAUUCCUGGCCACCACCUGUAGCCAGGCCUGGCAGGUCGGAGGCACUAUGGGAUCAGAAGGCUCCCAGUUCCCCUACGAAAGCACCGUCAGCUCCACCUCGGGAAUGUUUCAGCUCUGGAGCAACGACAUGGCGCCCAGCACAGCGCUCAGCACGCACCAGAUGACUUUCACCGUGCCCAAGGUGCAGUUCCCGGGACACAUGCAGCCCGGCCUGGGUCACCAUCACCAUCAUCACCCCCAUCAUCACCACCACCACCACGAGCUGCCUCUCACCCCUCCGGCUGAACCUCCCUCUUCCUACUCCUUCGAACUGUCCCCCGUCAAAGUGCUGUCUUCGCAGCCGCAGGCCACCGGCCCCUAUUACCCGCAGCACAACGGCUUGGGACAAAAUUUCCCCAGCUUCAUCCAGAACUCCUCGGCCAGGCACCACCUUACGGAAGGACACGUGGACGAAGGGCAGCAGUUGUAGAGCCUGCCGCUGACCAACGCCCCCCCCACCAACCAUCCCUUCUCCCUGGGCAGGCAGCUGGUUUUGGGCCACCAGCCGCAGAUAGCUGCUCUGCAGGGCACCUCGAAGGGCCUGCUGAGCUCCACGCGCCGCUGCCGCCGCUGCAAAUGCCCCAACUGCCAGGCCAAUGGUGGGGGGUUAGAGUUCGGGAAGAAGAGACUGCACAUCUGCCACAUCCCAGAGUGUGGCAAAGUGUACAAGAAGACCUCUCACCUCAAGGCACAUCUGCGCUGGCAUGCCGGCGAGAGGCCCUUCAUCUGCAACUGGCUCUUUUGCGGCAAAAGCUUCACCCGUUCAGACGAGCUACAGCGGCACCUGCGCACACACACCGGAGAGAAGCGCUUCGGGUGCCAGCAGUGCGGCAAGAGGUUCAUGAGGAGUGACCACCUCUCCAAGCACGUCAAGACCCACCAGACCAGGAAGAGCCGGUCUGGGCUGCCUUCACAGAGCACGGACCCUCUGCUCACCAACAUCAAGAGGGAGUAAUCUCUGCCGGCCAUCAUUCGGAAGAUAAAAUCAACAAUGAACAGACUUUGUGACUUACACUUACUGCCAUAUGUUCGCACUGGAGGGCGAGCGGCAAGCUGCCCGAUAAUCUCGCCAAAGCCCCAGUUUUGACGUCAAGUAUGAUACAAAUAUAUUUAAAGACGAUUUUUGAUCAAAGUAACCGAGUGCUGAUUGAAGCAGCUGUAAAGAAUACUUGAAGCCUUUUUUAGUGAUAUUGUGAGAGUUUUGCUUAGUGUACCGCUACACAAACCGAUAUCCCUGAAACACCACAAAAUUUGAUGCCUUUAACAAUUUCAGAUUGGUUUGAAUUUCAACAAUGUGAAAAAUCUUUUUAGGAUUCAUUUUGUAAAUAUUUUGAGAAGGAUGUGACGGAAAUGAGAGAAAUCCCUUAAAGCUU
Gasterosteus aculeatus aculeatus (three-spined stickleback) is the source of this 3920-nucleotide messenger RNA. It is a transcript of the gene sp5l, whose product is annotated as Sp5 transcription factor-like. Gene Ontology annotation, molecular function: DNA-binding transcription factor activity, RNA polymerase II-specific; RNA polymerase II cis-regulatory region sequence-specific DNA binding. The record is from RefSeq and is a predicted model, not a curated record. Gene Ontology annotation, biological process: regulation of transcription by RNA polymerase II. Lineage: Eukaryota; Metazoa; Chordata; Actinopteri; Perciformes; Gasterosteidae.